Messenger RNA from Danio rerio (zebrafish), 1508 nucleotides. It is a transcript of the gene tm4sf1, whose product is annotated as transmembrane 4 L six family member 1. Lineage: Eukaryota; Metazoa; Chordata; Actinopteri; Cypriniformes; Danionidae. Gene Ontology annotation, cellular component: membrane. The record is from RefSeq and is marked validated.
UCCGUCCAGCAGCCCAGUGCCCCGUCCCGGAUUACAGUGUGGAGAUGUGCUCUACAGGAUUUGCCAGGUCUCUGGGUUUCGCCCUGGUCCCUCUCGCCACCUGCUGCAUUGUAGCAAACGUCCUGCUGUUUUUUCCUGAUGGACAGCUGAACUACGUUCAGGAGCAGCACGUGACCCAAUAUGUCUGGUUCUUCAUGGGUAUCGGAGGUGGUGGUCUGGCUAUGCUGAUUCCAGCCUGUGUGUUCCUGGGAAUGGGGAAGUGUGUGUAUUCCUGUGGGACAGAGAGCUGUGCGAUGUGUGGCUCUGUGAUAGCAGCUCUGAUAGGAUUAGCCGGAUCUGGAUACUGCUUCCUGAUCUCCGGUCUGGCGCUACUGAGAGGCCCGUUCUGCUUCACUAGACUGGGAUGGUUGUAUCCUUUCGAGCAAGAUGAGGGACGGUAUCUGUUUGCCCGAGAGCGAUGGUCUGAAUGCAUUCAGCCGAACCACAUCGUGGAGUGGAACGUGACGCUGCUGUCCAUCCUGUUGGGCCUCAGCACCCUGGAGUUCCUCAUCUGUUUCCUGCAGUUCAUCAGCGGACUGGUUAAUGCAGUGUGCCGACCGUGCUGCUACAAACAGGAGUACAGCCUAAACGCUUGAGGAGAGACCACCGCUCUGCUUCAGUCAAUCAGAAACACCACUGCUGACCUGCGGGAGAAACACUGAGCCAAUCUAUCCCACGCUUCACAACACGCUGGGUCCAGACGGCACAAUAUUUGUGUCUGUUGCCAUAGUUACUUCCUAGUGACUUUGACCUGCUGAUGUUGUGUCUACUUACUACGUUGCUUCCAAACCAUCAAUAUAGAAACGAGAGCGUAAACAUCAUAAAGCUAUUCCACUAUUGCAUUGAGGACCCUUUUCACAAGACUGUUAUAAUGCCUUUAACUAUAAGAAUGUUUUCGGAUUUCUAAAAUUUGUCUCAGGCGAGCAAAUCACAGGUAAAAUCACACAGGACGAUUCACACAGAACUCAUUUUUCCUUUCCGAUGAGCUACUUUUCUGCUGUUUUUCAAUGUAAACACAUGCUUGACGGACGUGUUUGAUUGUUGCAUUCAUGUCUUGCAUUAUUUAAAGUGCCGAAUACGUGAGCGCAGUGUUUUUUAGCUGGCAUUUGAAGCUAGCUUUCACACAGUGCGGCACAUUACUGUCAGUCCCACAGCAAUUGACCAAUCAGAAGAGUUCAGAGGCGGGACAACCGCUUCGAUCUUCUGUUGAUUGUAGAAAGUUAACAUAACGACUGUUUUCUUCACUGCUAUAUCAUGGUGGAGGAGGCGCUCAUUGUGUUCAGGUCUGCAGUGCAUGCUUUCUGUUUAGAACAAACAUUGGUAACACUUUAGUUUAGGUCACAAUUUGCGGUGUUAACAAACUACUAACCAGCAUUGCUAGCGUAAUAAACAACUGAUAAGCUGUUUUUAUUUAUUUUUUUAUUUACUUUAUUUAUUUAUACAGGGACAAUGUACAACAUGACAGAGUU